Messenger RNA from Cydia pomonella (codling moth), 5984 nucleotides. Its product is annotated as segmentation protein cap'n'collar-like. Lineage: Eukaryota; Metazoa; Arthropoda; Insecta; Lepidoptera; Tortricidae. Gene Ontology annotation, biological process: regulation of transcription by RNA polymerase II. Gene Ontology annotation, molecular function: DNA-binding transcription factor activity, RNA polymerase II-specific; RNA polymerase II cis-regulatory region sequence-specific DNA binding. Bases 467 to 3682 code for a protein of 1071 amino acids. Gene Ontology annotation, cellular component: nucleus. The record is from RefSeq and is a predicted model, not a curated record. The transcript is spliced from 22 exons.
UACGCAGUUGAUCGCAAGGCGCGCGCGGCUCUGAACGCCUGUUCGGUCGUAAACAAAGACCUUUGUCUCGCGGAAAUUAAAAAAAAAUCCGUGCGGGUUUUAUUGCGAAAGCGCGGGAAAAAUUUAGGUUGUCUGUGGACUAGUGUUGUUUUAGUGUUUUUUUUUUUGUGGCGUCAGGGGAGAUAAGAUUAGUAACCUCCCAAUUUUCUGGCGCCAUACCAGAAUAACUAACUCAGUGAUUCAGUGAUGUAUUCCAACAUGGCGGCUACAGUGACUGACGCGAGAACCGUCAAGUGAGUGACGCAAGAUGUCACCGGACAAACGCAAAAGGAGGAGAGAAGAUAGAAAAAAAAGGACUUGCCGUUAGUUUUUAAUAAAGUAUAAUAUAACAAUGAUCUCACAGUAUUUAUAGUGCUCAAGCUUAAGACUGAUAAACUUUUUAAUACGAUAACUUGCAAAAGAAACCAUGAUCGCGCUGAAAAAGCUAUACGGUGACGAGUUGCUUCGUCUGGCUCUAGUCUUGAGUCUUCUCAAAGUGGAUCCCAACGACUACUUAGAAUCGGAGACUCAGCAGCUCUUAGCUGGGCUCCACAUCUCCAAUGGAUCCGACUGGGGAGACCAGGAAGCGAGAACUCUCAUCAGACCAAGAUUCGUCCACCCGAAAUCUCUAGACAACAUACUGAUCAACUACGAAAGACAACUGUUCGAGGAACUGAACUCGCUAGGUCGGUACGGGAGUUCGUUCAGCGAAAACAAUAUCCAGUGGAAUAAUCGAGGGCCUGUUUUGCAUACAUACUUAGUGAAUAAUGUGGCGACCGACACAGUAGUACCCGAGCUCGCGGCGGCGAACGACACGAGCGACGGCGUGUCCGCCGACGACAAUGUCGCACAAGAGGUCAAAGUUGAAGACGUAGAGAGGGAAACAUCUGACGUCGUCGUCACACUCUCAGCUGACUACUUUAACAACAGAACAGAAGAAGACACGAAACCUGAUGUUUCUGAUGAAGAAGACACAAAAGCUGAUGUCUUUGAAGCUUUCGAUGAAACGCCUAGCAGGAGAGCGGAAGCGGACAUAUUUGAGGAAAUAGCGACACGCACUUUUGAUGUCAACGACUUUUUCCAAUCUGAUGAGAUGCAGAUCAAAAAGGAACCCGAGGAAGAGGUGUUGGAGGUCAGAGUUAAGAAGGAACAAGAAGAUUUGUAUGAUGAUAAUGCUAUGGAUGAAUUCGUUCCUUACUUCACAGCUAAAGCAGAGAAAUUCCAAUAUGGAGAACCUAACUCUGUCUUUGACCAAAACCUUGCUGAUCUUCAAGACUAUGGCGACAUUUUCGAAGACGUAAAAGAACUGAGAAACUUGGAAUAUCUAGACGUAAAACAGCAACAGGAUAACCUAGAACAGUAUCUCAUGGAAAACACGCCUUUAGAUUCCGAAGUGUAUCAGCCGAUGUUUGACGACGACGAGCUAGUGUUGAACGUGAAGAGGGAGCGAGCCAGCACGAGCUUCACGUCGGCUAGUUCCAGUGGUGUGAGUGAGAUGGAUGUAGCGUCGCCGCCGCCGAACGUGAAGCUGGAGCCUGAUGAGGGGCAUCACAGUGGAGACGAGCUCACGCAAGAGGACAUGGAUCUCAUCGAAGUGCUGUGGAAGCAGGACGUCGAUAUGGGCUUCUCGCUCGAGGAUCCCAUACAGCCGUCGGCUCCUCACGCCACCAAGGUGGAGCUGGGAGACCAGAUCGACAAGGAACUGAAAAUGGCAGAAGAGAAGAUCCAGCAGAAGAAAGAGGAAAGCGCGAUCGAGAAGGUGAAGGCUUCGCUGCUCAACCCGGAUGAUAAGGAGGAUGACCCCUGGGCCGGCCUCUCCUACACCGUGGACACCGAGACCGGUGAAUACCUUAUCCAAGGUGAACUGCCUCGUGAACUGGUCAGCGGGGAGUCGCUGGAACUCUUGGAGGAGGCGCUCCAGUUGGUAGAACUAGGAGACGAAGCUAAAGAUGAUCAGCCACAGGCGGUAGAGGGCAGCAGUAGCGACGGCGCCAUGCUGCACCCGGCGAUGCGGCAUGUGCCGCACCACCUCGCACACUACCAACACCAGUCGCUGAUGCGGACCAUGUCGGUGGAGCAGCGGUGGCAGGACCUGGCAUCGCUGCUGACCAUACCCCCGCCGCCCGAGCAGUACCAGCACUACCAACACCACAACAUCAGCGCGCAUGCUCAUGCGCACGGCGCAGGUGGCUAUGCGCAUAACUACCACGCGCCCAUCGCGCCCAUCCCCGACAAGCAUCCUGACGCUUAUGGCGCGGCAGCCACGCCGCUCGAGGGCGCCUACAAGGCGGAAACACAUCAUCCACAGCAUGACAACAUCUACUACCAGAAUGGAACUGGUGAGAUGCCGCCCCCUCCCGCGUCGGAUGGCUUCCUGCAGUCCAUCCUCAACGACGAGGACCUGCAGCUCAUGGACAUGGCGAUGAACGAAGGCAUGUACACGAUGCGGAUGCUGGACGGGGCCGCGGGCGGCCACCACGCGCCCCACAACCACUCCCACAUGAUGAUUGCCGAGCGAGACUCGGCGUCCGAUAGCGCCGUCUCAUCGAUGGGCUCGGAGCGCGUGCCAUCUCUUUCUGACGGGGAGUGGUGCGAUGGUAGCGAUUCUGCGCAGGAGUUCCACAGCUCAAAGUUCCGGCCUUAUGAUGGCUCGUACGGACGCGAGCGCUCGCACCAACCGCAGAAGAAACACCACAUGUUCGGCAAACGCUGCUUCCAGGAACAAAACCAACCAGCGCCAUCUAUGGAAAACCUUACCCCGCGGCCGGCGGUCGUCAAGUACGAAUGCCCGGAACAGACGUACACGCAUGAAAACAUGCAUAUGCAUAAUGUGGAGUUCGGCGCGCGGCAGCUGGCGCACGCGCACGCGCACGCGCCGCCGCACGCCGCGCCCGCGCCCGCGCCCGCGCCGAGCGUGGCGCCCGCCCUCGACCUCAACAGCGCGCACUCCAGCCACGCCUUGCUACAGAACGGCCUCGCGUCGGGCCCCGCACGGUACGCGUACGCGACGCCCGAGCGCGUGCGCCACAACCACACCUACUCCGCGCCCGGCCUCGCGCCCGAGCGGCCCGCGCUCCGCGACAAGCGAGUGCGGCGGCUGACGGACGGCAGCGUGUCGGACGGCGGCUCCAGCGCGGCCGGCCACCUGUCGCGCGACGAGAAGCGCGCCAAGGCGCUCGGCAUCCCCAUGGAGGUGCACGACAUCAUCAACCUGCCGAUGGACGAGUUCAACGAGCGCUUGUCGAAGCACGAUUUAAGCGAAGCGCAGCUGUCGCUCAUACGCGACAUCCGGCGGAGAGGCAAGAAUAAGGUCGCAGCCCAAAACUGCCGUAAGCGCAAACUGGACCAGAUCACUUCCCUCGCCGACGAGGUGCGCACGGUGCGCGACCGCAAGGUGCGCACGCAGCGCGACCACCACGCGCUCACGGCCGAGAGGCAGCGCGUCAAGGAACGCUUCGCGGCGCUCUACAGACACGUGUUCCAAAACCUGCGCGACGCGGAGGGCCGGCCGCUGUCGUCGGCGCAGUACUCGCUGCAGCAGGCCGCCGACGGGAACGUCGUGCUCGUGCCCAAGAUGCAGCACGAUCACCCCAUGAACCGCUCCUCGGACGACGACAUGGAGCGCAAGAAACACUACGAGUGACAGUCGAGCUGGCAGCAGACAGACAGACGGACAGACGCCGACGCGCGCUACAGCCACGCGUACGCGUUCAUUAUGAGUUAACAGCGUUUGUACUUUUCGCGUUCAAUGAUAACACAUUCCAAAAUGUAAAAAAUUACGUAUUUCGGAUUGUGUUACCAUUAUACCUAUUCAAUUUUGAUCGUGUCAUACACGAUGACGCGCAGAUUUGUCAAAUCUAACCUUUAUUUACAUAACGAUACAAGUUGAGGCACACGUCUUCGUGAAUGACACGGUCUAUACGACAUAUUUAAGAUAAAUAUUGCUGCAAGGGAUUAUUUUGAAAUAUUUUUAAUUACAAACUGAAAUUGUAGGUAUAAUAGAUAUAAGACGCGUUGUACUCGUAUUUGAACCAGCAAACAACAAUAUACAAACAUUAAUUGUGUCUGUCUAAUGUCGCGUGUGAUUCUGUUAUUUUAGUCGAAAAAGAAAUAUAGGAGAAAUACGAAAUAUUGAGAUCAAAGAACCGUUAAUAUAAAACCGUUUCACUUUUACUCAAUAUAUCGUUUUUCUUUCCUACUUUGGAAAAACUGUCUAAUGUAAAGUUUCAUUUUAUACCUGGAUCUGGAUAUAAACAAAUGUACUAACAUUUAAAAAUACAUUAAACAAAUCUUAUAUGAAGACUUAAAUAACGACCUUACUAUUUACAAAAAGGUGGAAUGUCAUGUUUGCAACAACUUACAGAAUUCCAAAAUGAAGAACGUAGUUAUCAAGGGAUUUACAAAAUAUUUAUGUAACCAUUUUGUCUCAUUUACACUUUUUUUAAUCACUUGAGAUAAGUGAAAAACUCCCUUGUUAACUUUUUUCUUCAACGAAUCAACUUAAGGUAACAAUGAUAAUGUCAGUUUGCCUCUUACUCUCAUCGUAUAUGUUAGAAUGAGAAAGUGAACUGACAUUAAUGACUUGAAAAAAUGUAUUCAACUAUAUUAGUUUUUUGUUAAUAAACCAGUGAUGUUGUGUUGAACAUGGAACAACAAUACAACACAGAUGAUUGAUGAAUGUUGUGUUUUUGUUGUGUUUCAUUCCGAUAGGUAUUUUAAGAAAGGUGAACAAUGUUUUAGAAAAUGACACAAUUCAACAUGUGUCGUUUAACAUUUGAGUUGUGUCUGGCACAUUCUGGCGGUUUUCGCAUUUGGCGGUCGAAAAAUUAUAGAAGGUAGAGGUAAGGAAUACAAUCUCCAUGUACCAAAAAGUGUCCGUCAAAAAACCUUAGAUACGUGGCGCUGGCGCUACUAUACCUACAAUAUUUGAAAAAUAAAAAAACAUAUCAUAGACAGCGCACUUCACUCCGUCAAUAACACCUAGGUUCUUAGCUACUCUAGCGCUACUCUGGAGAGAUUUGGAACUAUUAUUUAUAACUGACAGCUGGACACUUAUGCAACAGUUUUGCCUAUGGAGAUUGUAUUCCUUACCUCCACCUUACAUACGAAAAAUCUGAUUAAUGUAGACGAAAUAGUGACAUCUAUGUAUUGAUGUACAAUUUUGUUUCUGAUUAAAUAAAUGGCAUGUUUGUUUGUCCCGAUACUACCUAAACGAAUAAUAAACUUAUUUUUCACUACGUGUAAGGUUAACUUUGGAUAAGCAUCGCUAACCAACGCUUUUUAUUCACUGUAUAAAUGAAAAAAAAAAAUGUGAUAGAAAGAUUCCAUUUUUAUUUAGUUUCAAAUUAGAUCGCAGGUGUUUAGGUUCAAGCUGAUUGCCUAUUUUCUCGAGCUUGGCCUGUUUUUUUGCUUACCAUAAACGACUGAUAAAAUAAUAAAAAAAUAGAAAUAAAAAUCAUGGUGUCGCUGACGCCGGCGUGUUGCAAUAAGUAAAAUACAAUAGUUUAUAACACUUUUUGUAAUAUAUUUUCUUUAUAAGUUGUUUAUUUAUGUAUAAAAUAAUUAAAUAAAUAAUAAAAAAAUAGUAAGUAUCUGAUUGUUUUUGUGAAAGGUUUCGUUUAAACCCGUUUUGGAAGAAAGUACAAAAUUAAAGGCAUAUAUGUGUGUACAUAUGAGUUUAUAUGAAUAUUGCAUUGCAAAGUGCCCCUUUACCAUGGCUUAUGUUCAUAGGUUCUUAAAAUAUAGAAUAGACUAUGAUCUUAGGAGCUAUUACUCGAGUAACGUGUGUACUCAGCUGUAACGGUAUUUUGAAAUUGAUCAUAUGUUUAUUUUUCGUGAUCUUUUGAAAUGUCGUCGCCGAUUGAAAACAUUUCAAAGACAGCAACAAAAAAAGCUUUAAAACAAAUUGUGCCUACCUCUAAUAAUAAGAGUUGGCUACUCAAAAA